AUGGAUAAUAUAGACGGGACAGAAUGGACUGUUGUAAUCGCCAUGUUGGUUCAUCUUCUGAUGGCACCGGGAACAAAAGUGGAGGAGAGCUUCAACGUACAGGCAACUCAUGACUUGAUAUACCAUACCUACAACAUUUCUGCGUAUGACCACAACGACUUUCCUGGAGUCGUGCCGAGGACAUUCGCUGGCCCAAUUUAUCUCGCACUAUUUGGCCUUCCCUUCCGAUUUGUUUUUUACCUCACUCAAUCACCAAAAUUUUGGAUGCUGUUUGCAGUCCGUUUUGUACUCGGAAUGACAGUCGUAAUAGCUUUCCUGAAUUUUGCCAGAGCUGUUCGUAAACACUUCGGAACCGAAACAGCUAUGUUUUUGAGGGAAACAAGCAUUACUAUGAUUCCUGAUGGAAGUGACGGCUCAUCUCAAGAGCGGAUCAACUCUACUGACUCAGAGGCAAUGGAAGAUCUUUAUCUCCCCUUUGUCGUUUGA
Messenger RNA from Haemonchus placei, 486 nucleotides. The record is from the annotation of a GenBank genome assembly. Lineage: Eukaryota; Metazoa; Nematoda; Chromadorea; Rhabditida; Trichostrongylidae.